Messenger RNA from Paraglomus occultum, 544 nucleotides. The record is from the annotation of a GenBank genome assembly. Lineage: Eukaryota; Fungi; Glomeromycota; Glomeromycetes; Paraglomerales; Paraglomeraceae.
AUGCAAUCGAAAGAGAUACAAGAACUAACCGCUUCGGAACCGCUUACCAUUGAGCAAGAAUACGAAAUGCAACAGAGUUGGUUGAUUGACGAUGACAAGCUUACGUUUAUCGUACUCAAGAAAUCAGACGAAUCUACCAGUAGUCUGCGCGAACUGAUAAAGAUUUCAAAGAUGGUAGGAGACGUGAAUUUGUUCUUGAACGAUCCCGAUGAUAGGUCCAUUGCAGAGGUAGAAGUUAUGAUCGCAGACCCGACAGCCCGCAACUCUGGUCUUGCGACAAACUCUCUCCUUCUUCUCUUUCAUUACGCAAUAUAUACGCUUGGGAUUAGGAAACUGGUGGCCAAAAUAUCCAUGAAGAAUCAACCGUCUUUGCAGUUGUUUACAAAACUGGGAUUUAAAAAGACGAAAUCUGUAGAUAUUUUUCAGGAAGUACAUAUGGAACUGGUGGUCGAGGAGAACGUCAAGAAUUGGAUCAGGGAGAGAAUUGGCGAAACGUUGGAUGUCGGGACGUAUGAAGAGGAAAGUUGGGAAGUGAAACGAGAUU